Messenger RNA from Hyaloscypha bicolor E, 2076 nucleotides. RefSeq names its product Pkinase-domain-containing protein. Lineage: Eukaryota; Fungi; Ascomycota; Leotiomycetes; Helotiales; Hyaloscyphaceae. Gene Ontology annotation, biological process: protein phosphorylation. The record is from RefSeq and is a predicted model, not a curated record. The transcript is spliced from 4 exons. The coding region runs from base 1 to 2076 and encodes 691 amino acids. Gene Ontology annotation, molecular function: protein kinase activity; ATP binding.
AUGGGCGGUGUCAUUGACCCCGAGACGCUUUAUACGAAGCAGAACUGCAUUGGCGGUGGCAGUUUUGGAAAAGUCUACAAAGGUGUAGACAAACGCACCGGACAAGCUGUGGCUAUCAAAGUAAUUGACGUCGAAAAUGCCGAAGAUGAGGUCGAAGAUAUCAUCCAGGAAAUAUCCAUUCUCUCCGAACUCCACUCGCCAUAUGUCACACAAUACCAUGGAUCAUAUCUGAAGGGUUCUGAUCUAUGGAUCGUCAUGGAGUUCUGCUCUGGGGGAAGUUGUGGGGACCUGAUGAAGCCAGGAUUGAUCGGGGAGGAUUAUAUUUCGAUCAUUAUUCGAGAAUUGCUCCUUGGAUUGGAUUAUCUGCAUGGAGAUAAGAAACUUCAUCGAGAUAUCAAGGCUGCGAAUGUGUUGCUGGGAGCCAAUGGGCAAGUCAAGCUCGCCGACUUUGGUGUUUCUGGUCAACUUUCUGCCACAAUGACGAAGAAGAAUACUUUCGUUGGCACGCCCUUCUGGAUGGCCCCCGAGGUGAUCAAGCAGUCUGGGUAUGACCACAAGGCGGAUAUCUGGUCCUUGGGGAUCACCGCACUCGAAUUGGCCAACGGCGAACCCCCUUACUCUGAUAUUCAUCCGAUGAAGGUGCUGUUCUUAAUUCCCAAAAAUCCACCGCCAGAAUUGGAAGGCAACUUUUCGAAAGCAUUCAAGGAAUUUGUCGAGCUGUGUCUGCAAAAGGAUCCGAGAAAACGACCGUCUGCAAGAGAGCUGUUGAAGCAUCCUUUCGUGCGAAGAGCGAAGAAGACAUCAUACCUCACGGAACUGAUUGAGAGAUAUGAACGAUGGGCAGUCCAUCACAAGGGCGAUGAUGACGACUCAGAUGAUGGACGAGAUGAGCUCCCAAGAACUGCACCAGCCAACGAAGACCUAUGGGACUUUGGAACGGUACGACCUGUUGGAAGCAGAACAACGGGAAGAGCAGGGUUAAAUGCGAUGGGCGAGUCUGCAACAAAUGCACGAUCAUCAAGAUCCUCGGAGAGCGAAGACGACUAUGCUGAACGACCUCGAAGUUCAUCGCCGACGAAGAUGAAGGAUUCAGGAUAUGUCUCCAGCGCUGAUACUGUCAAGGCAAUGAAUUCUCCCAUUUCUGAUCAACCGCGCCAAGCAUCACCACAACGACGACCUGUUCCCAGUAUGCAACCUACGUCUCCUGCCAAAAUCCCCCUUCCGCCCUCACCAGAAAAGCAGAAAAAUGCGCUGCCACAGACCCCUCGAGCAAGCCAUCAGCAAUUCUCAUCUCAACAGUCGACGGGUUCUCCAGACUAUGACCAAUCAUUACAAGAACAACUUCAGAGAGAUGUGGGGUUUCUUACCAUAUCACCUCCUCCGCAAUUAAUGAAAUCCCAGCUACCUCAGAUACCUCUUCAGCCUCACAACACCCACGCCGCAUCACAACCUCCUCGACCACCGACCCAGCAACCACUACCAAAGCUUGGACCGAUCAAGUUACCUGAAAUACCUCCAUUCCGAGGCCAAAGUCAACCACUACAAAAACUUACCAACCAACCUAUCACCACCGCACCCAAGCAACACCCUCUUCCCCAACAACCCUUGACUUCCCAGAAUAUCAAUCCGCGCCAGCUAGGCCAACAGCCGCUGCCAGCUUUACCAUCAAAGCUGCGUGAUAACACUCCAUCCCGAGAGAGCCUCUCCUCUGAGUCUUCGCGUACUCCAACUUCGAUGCCUACCCCAGCACCUGCCAGCCCUAAUGGUGAACUUGAUGCUCUCAAUGAUGUGAUAUUCCCCGCUCUCGAAGAGGCACUCAAGCGACGGCAAUAUCAUCUCCAGCAAGCCUUCCGAGCUACUGGCACUACACCGAAACAACAACGCGCAGAAGCAGCACACGAAAAAUUAAGGAAAUUGGUGUACAAACUGGCCUAUAUUUGCAGAGAAAUCGACCAUUGGGACAAGCAAGAGCCAGUAGGCAUGGGUAAGGAUGUCGAUGUCUUUCUUGAGGGCUUAUUGGAGGAGAUUCUCGUUCGGGUGGAACCAGCCGAAGAUGACGAGGCUGAUGAGAAAUGA